Messenger RNA from Quercus lobata, 1030 nucleotides. RefSeq names its product methylesterase 10-like. Gene Ontology annotation, molecular function: methyl indole-3-acetate esterase activity; methyl salicylate esterase activity; methyl jasmonate esterase activity. The record is from RefSeq and is a predicted model, not a curated record. The transcript has 3 exons. Bases 64 to 849 code for a protein of 261 amino acids. Gene Ontology annotation, biological process: salicylic acid metabolic process; jasmonic acid metabolic process. NCBI's taxonomy places the organism in Eukaryota, Viridiplantae, Streptophyta, Magnoliopsida, Fagales, Fagaceae.
AAAAAAAAAAAAAGUAUAAGAUUAUUUAAGUGUCAACAGUCACACGCACAACACAAGGUGGAGAUGGAGAAGAGGGAGAGGCAUUUUGUGCUGGUUCACGGAGCCUGUCAUGGAGCAUGGAAUUGGUACAAAGUGCUAACCCUGCUGAAAUCAGCUGGUCAUAAAGUAACAGCCUUGGACCUAGCUGCGAGCGGGAUUCACCCAAAGCAAGCACAUGAGCUCAGAUCACUAUCAGAUUACCUUGAGCCUUUGAUGGAAUUCAUGGCAUCUCUUCCAGCAGAGGAAAGAGUGAUCCUUGUGGGCCACAGCUUCGGUGGAGUCUGUAACGCUGUUGCCAUGGAAAAGUUCCCUGAGAAAAUUUCUGUUGCAGUAUAUGCUACCGCCCUUAUGCCUGGUCCUGACCUCAGUUUCCUUGCAUUAAACGAACAGAAAUUUCAAAGGUUGGAUCCUCUCAAGGACGCGCAAUUCACAUUUGAUCAAGGGCCCAACAACCCACCUACCUCAUUGCUAUUUGGGUACAAUUUCAUGGCAACCAAGUUAUACCAACUCUCCCCACCUGAGGAUUUGACACUUGCCAUGUCAUUGGUGAGACCUUUUCGUCUUUAUGGUGAUGAUGCAUUAUUGUUAAAAGAAUCAAAACUCACUAAGGAAAAAUAUGGGUCUAUUCGUAGAGUUUAUAUUGUGUGUGACCAAGACAAUAUUAUAAAGGAGGAUUUUCAAAGGUGGAUGAUUGAGAAUAAUCCAGCAGAUGAAGUGAAGGUGAUAACUGGUUCCGAUCACAUGGUCAUGUUUUCUAAACCGAAGGAGCUGAGCUCAUGUCUCCAAGAGAUUGCGGAGAAAUAUUCUUAAAUUCUUUAUCUAUGCCAUUUGCGUGUUGGACUUUGGAAUAUAUAUUUUUCACGAUAUAUUUGAUGUAAUGUGGGUAAAAUCUGCUACACUGUGUGUGUAAUAAUUAUAACCCAUACUAUAUAUUUUUUCUAAAAAGACAUAAUGAAAGUAUUGCGAAUGCACAAUAACAUAUAAUAGGAAA